AUGGCAGAGCGUCCUGACGGUUCAGGCGGUGCUGGCGGCGCGCCGCAGCAGUCUGGCGCCGUCGGGGUUGGUGGUGGUGCCGGGGACCUUGGCGUCGACUACGCCUGGCUGCAGGAGCAGCUGGCUGAGCUGGGCAGGCAGCUGGGUGCUGUGGCUCUUGAAGACGAAUUUGAGGACGAGUACGAGGAGUGGGAUGACCCCAGUGGCGGCCUGCUGAGCAGCAUUUUUGAAGCCUGCGAGAACGACUCCCCGGACGAGCUGGCGCCGCUGCUGGAGAAGCUCAAGGGCAGCGGAUGGGGCGUCAACGCCAUCGGCCCAGACGGCGACACACCGCUGCACACCGCUGCGCUGUACGGCAGUGAGGCGUGCGUGGAGCUGCUCCUGGCAGCGGGCGCGCGCGCGGACGCCCUCAACCCGGAGGAUGGCACCUCUGUGCUGCACGACGCCGCGGCGGGUGGCUACACCACCAUCCUGCGUAUCCUGGUCGAUGCGGCGCGCACGCAGCUGCUGCACGGCGCGGACGGGCCAGGGGCGGGAGGAGCGGCUGGCGAUGAGCCGCCAGCGGCAGAGGCGACGGCGGGCAGCGCGGAUGGGCGGACGGACUCGCCGUCAGCUGUUGCGCAGGGGCAGGAGCAGCAGGAUCAGGGGCAGGAGCAGGAGCAGCAGCAGCAGCAGCAGCAGGAACGUGCAGGCGAGGCAGGAGGGGAGGACGUCGUGGCGACAGCGUCACGGCCCCAGCAGCCCAAGACGCUGCUGGAGCUCAUCAACGCGGCAGACAGCGAGGGCGAGACCGCGCUGCACAAUGCGGCACGCGGCAACCACGUGGAGGCGGUGCGGUUCCUGCUGGCGCUGGGCGCGGACCCCCUGGCGGAGGCCAAGGACGGGUCCCUGCCCGUGGACGAGCCCGAGGACGAGGGCGUGGCCGCCAUCCUGCAGGAGGCCAUGGACGCGCUGGAGGGGGCCGGGGCGGGGGAUGGCCGGGAGGAAGGGGACGACGGCGUGCCUGCCAGCUGA
Monoraphidium neglectum is the source of this 1014-nucleotide messenger RNA. RefSeq lists its product as hypothetical. The record is from RefSeq and is a predicted model, not a curated record. The transcript is spliced from 4 exons. Gene Ontology annotation, molecular function: protein binding. Gene Ontology annotation, biological process: protein localization to ciliary inversin compartment. The coding region runs from base 1 to 1014 and encodes 337 amino acids. Lineage: Eukaryota; Viridiplantae; Chlorophyta; Chlorophyceae; Sphaeropleales; Selenastraceae. Gene Ontology annotation, cellular component: ciliary inversin compartment.